GAAAAUUCAUUUUAAAUAAAAACAAAUAAUCGAAAUCCCUAGAGAGAGAGAGACGCAGACGAAGACGAAGAUGGCGAGUACAGUCUUCAUCGCUCUACAAUGUUUCGAGUGUUCAACGAUGCAGGUGAAGCAGAAGAAGAAGAGCAGCAACAAGUGGGUUUGUGUGGUUUGUAAUCAGAAGCAAUCAGUGAAAAAAGUGUUUGCUCAGGGUUAUAAGGCUAAGGAUCUUCGUUUCUUCGUCCAAUCGUUUAAUAUGUCUCGCAAAGUUAGCGAUGACGAGGCACUUGGUAUUGUAGAUUCGUGUUCGGAAGUUGAUGUUAAAGUAGAGGUUGAUGAUGAGGAGGUUUUAGAUGUUCGUGAGAAGAAGCGAUCUGAUUGGAGUGAGUACCUCGAUUGCGAUUUGUCAAAUGAUUGCUCGAGAUUAACUGGAGGAGAAGAAGAAGACGAUGUGAAGAUUGUGACUGAGAUGCCCAAAGACAUGUUCAAAAGGCCAAAGCUGAUCAAAUAUUCUAGUCCUGGUGGAUCAUCAGCAGUGACAGGAGGAGGUGAUGGUUAUGGCCUUUUCAAGCCUCCCUUAUCUAGACGCACCGUCAAAAAGCCAGAUUUUUGUUCCGGGAAGAGGGGUUCAGAUGAAGUAAUGAUGAGGAAGGAGGACAUAGAACAGAGAGAUUUAGAAGCAGAGUCAGAAAGAGAUACGAAGCCAGCUUCAAAAUGGGAUGCCUACUUGAUCGAUGACGAAGGAGAACACCAGGCACCACCACGAUUUGGUGGAAAGAAGGGAUUGAAGGAUGAUGAUGUAGGAGAAUGGGACAAAGCAGUAAUGGAGAUGAGUACGGAAUGCCAGAUGGUGGAAGAGGAGGUACAUCCAGAUUUCAUGUGACCAAAGGUAUUAAUUACUAUGUUUAACCAGGCUGCAGAUUAUUAGAUGAUGCAAAAUGUAAAAGAUUCUGAAACGAUUUAGAGAUGCAAAAGGGUUUUAAUUCAUCAA
Camelina sativa (false flax) is the source of this 988-nucleotide messenger RNA. RefSeq lists its product as uncharacterized. Gene Ontology annotation, molecular function: chromatin binding. Lineage: Eukaryota; Viridiplantae; Streptophyta; Magnoliopsida; Brassicales; Brassicaceae. Gene Ontology annotation, cellular component: nucleus. Gene Ontology annotation, biological process: mitotic G2 DNA damage checkpoint signaling. The record is from RefSeq and is a predicted model, not a curated record.